This is a messenger RNA of Closterium sp. NIES-67, 2730 nucleotides long. NCBI's taxonomy places the organism in Eukaryota, Viridiplantae, Streptophyta, Zygnematophyceae, Desmidiales, Closteriaceae. The record is from the annotation of a GenBank genome assembly.
GUAGUAAGAGCUGUGGGGUGGAUGUAGCAACGAUGCAGCGAGCAACCUGCGUCAGUAUCCUCGCUUCUUAGUGCUACCUGCGCGAUUCAACCCGUUCAUGAGCUGACUUUCCUUGAUUGUUUCCCAAGUGCGCCCAGAUCGGAAUUUACGGUUCUCGUCGGCUGUCAUAGCGAUGGAGUUCAGCCCAUGGAUUGCCAAAAUUCUCCGAGUGAGCUUGGGGAUUGAAACAGCGCACCGGUUCUAAGAGCAAUCCAGAAACGGCGUAUUACAAGUCCUCAAAACUCAAAGAGCAAUCCAGGGCACCAGUUGGGCAGUCUCGUCGUUUGAGCAAGCUGAGGCAGCGGUGUUUUAUAAACAAUCGCCCAGUAGACGGCGUUUUACAACGCUUCGCGACGUCGUCGCCCUGCACAGUAGGCUGCGACGCGAAACGCUCCGGACCACCCUGACCAACAACUGUAUAAGCCCCUGCCGUCAGUGUCACUUACAUACGCCAACUUCCCCCCUUAUAAGAAUCAGAGCGCCGCUUUAGCAGAAGCCGUAGCCCGCAUGGCUGAGAGGCAAGGGAGCCACGUGGGCGGCGGUCUUGACUGCAGCAGCCGAGCUAGGAGGAGUGACGAGCGUAACAGCAGCAACGGUACCGGUGGGAACAGCCAUGGUUGUUUCAUUGUCGCACCGCGCGGUACCACCAGCACCCCUGCCGCCGCCGCCGCCGAAUCCGGUGCCUCCAACUCAACUGAUCCGGAAACCGAGGCGCUAAUAUCCCCCGUCGCAUCCUCCAUCGACCUCAAUGAAUCUCGACCGCACGAUGAAUUCUCGGCUCCAUCCUCGCCGUCCAGCGACGAGUCACCUCCUGGCGACGAAUCUCCGCCGUCGCCGCAGUUCGCGGUGAGCGACACGGCACAGCCGUGGUCCAGGACAGGUGGCGCGAUGGCAUUGGACGCCGCGAGGCUGAUUCAGCAGGUCGGGAUUCAGCAGCUCAUGCGCCGACGGCAGUCGCCUCGCCAAGCCUCAGCUCCGGAACAGCUGCCCGACCCGCAGCCCAGCACGUGGGCGUAUUCCCGCCCGGUGGUGAUCCUCGACGCGUUUUGGAACCUCGCCUUCGUUGUAGUCACGGCCAUCACGCUCUUUAUAAGCCAGGCGCGGCACGAGCACCCCCCCGCGCCGCUGUCCAUCUGGUUACUCGGUUACGCCGUGCAAUGCGCGGUCCACGUCAUCUGCGUGCUGCUGGAGCACGAGCGGCGGGAGAGUCGGCGGAGGGGGGAUGGGGGGGGCUAUGCGGAAAGGACAGGCGGCCAGAGGGAAAGGGGGGGAGAAGAAGACUUAAACGUGCGCAGGAGAGACGCGGGGAGAGUUGUGACUGUAGACGAGGCAGCUUCUGUGCUUAUAACGGGAGGGGUUGUGCUAUCAGAAAGGGAGGCGGGGGAGGAUGAGGCGCUGCUGCUGGGUGAAGAGAGGGCGGGAGAGGAGGAUGGGGGGAGGGAUGCGCGGGCACGGGGAGUGGGGGGAGUGGGGGGCAUGGGGGGAGAUGAAGGAAUGAUGGUGGUGGGUGAUGGCGGGGAAGAAGAGGAGGAAACGGAUGACUCAGACCAGAGCCUCGCACGGCGCAUCGAGUCGGCCAACACCAUGUUCUCCUUCGCCUGGUGGCUCGUCGGCUUCACUUGGAUUCUUUCCACCAUCGACGACUCCUUCAAAGACGCGCCCAUCCUCUCCUGGGCAACCACGGCCUUCCUGGCGUUCGACGUGUUCUUUGUCGUGUUCUGCGUGGCAGUGGCGUGCGUGGUGGGCAUGGCGGUGUGCUGCUGCCUGCCCUGCAUCAUCGCACUCAUCUACGCCGUCGCGGACCAGGAAGGAGCAUCAAGGGAGCAGAUCGAGGCGCUACCAAAGUUCAAGUUCUACCGCCAGCGCACCGCCGCCAAUAACCUCCUAUGGCAAGCCAGCAGCGCCUGUCCCUUCCACUCUUGCUCCUCCUCCUUCCGCCCCUCCUCUUCGCCCUCCCUCUCCUCCUCCACUUCCUUCUCCUCCACUCCUGCCAUCAGAACCCCCUCCUGCCCCUGCUGCUCUUCCUCUGCCUUUGCUGGUGCCAUGUGGCGCAAUGCGGUUGGCCUGGCUGCUGGCCUCUGGCGGCGGGCAGGCCGGGCAGGGGGAAAUAACAACAGCAGAAAUACUGCGAGUGGUGAUGGCCCGGACGUCCGUGUGACUGUAGAGGAGGAGACAGGUGGCAUCAUGUCAUUGGUUGGUUCGGUCCAUCCGCCAAGGCAGAGGCAUGUGGAGGCAGAGGAUGCGGAGUGCUGUGUGUGCCUUGUGAGGUACGAGGAUGGGUGUGUGUUACGGGAGUUACCAUGCGCCCACCACUUCCAUGCGGCAUGCAUUGACAAGUGGCUCAAAUCGCACCCGACGUGCCCGCUGUGCAAGCGCGACAUUACAAAGGGUGUUGGCAGCGCAGCAGCACCAGACAGGCAGCUAAGCUCACUCUCCGCUGGAGCAUCGGAGGAACGGACGGGUGAAAGCACACUGUAGGGCAAGCUGGGAUACCGCGAAUAAGGGAGGGAGGGACAUCUUCACCACUAGGCAACUUAUACCGAAGGGCAAUGCAUCUCUAUUCCAAUCCAGUGAAAAUUUGUGAAGCCACAUGUCUAAGUUUAUCUGUAAUUCCCUUGCCUAAGAAGUUGGUAGGGGUGAAGGUAGCUUUUCUAAAUAUAUGUGUUUUGCUUUACGUGUUUACUAGUAUUC